AUUCCGGAGCAGGCUGCUCUGACUCCGACCACAGGCUGUUUUGUGCAGGCUGUCCCUCUCCUUCAAAACCGUGCAUCCCCUCCCCGAAGCAGCAGGCAGAGUGCCUCCAUUCAGCCACAUUUGGUAUGCAUGAGCACGGCUGCAGGCAGAGGGGAGGUGGCUUUCUUAAGAAGGUUCAGGGGCUCAGGCAAUGCCACUUGACUAGUCUCCCAAGUUCCAGGAAGCCUCUGCCCUAAUGGAAUUUGCAGGUGUGGAGAUAACCAUGGGAUGCCAGAGCCGUGGGGGAUCGUUUAUUUUCUAGGCAUUGCUCAGGUCUGCAGUUUCUUGUUUUCCCGGUGGAAUUUGGAAGGGGUCAUGAAUCAGACUGAUGCUCCUCGACCCCUAAACUGGACCAUCCGGAAGCUGUGCCACGCAGCCUUUCUGCCAUCUGUCAGACUUCUCAAGGCUCAGAAAUCCUGGAUAGAAAGAGCGUUUUAUAAAAGAGAAUGUGUUCACAUCAUACCCAGCACCAAAGACCCCCAUAGGUGCUGCUGUGGGCGUCUGAUAGGCCAGCAUGUUGGUCUCACUCCCAGCAUCUCUGUGCUUCAGAAUGAGAAAAAUGAAAGUCGCCUCUCCCGCAAUGACAUCCAGUCUGAGAAGUGGUCCAUCAGCAAACAUACUCAACUCAGCCCAACAGAUGCUUUUGGGACCAUUGAGUUCCAAGGAGGCGGCCAUUCCAACAAAGCCAUGUAUGUGCGAGUAUCUUUCGAUACAAAACCUGAUCUCCUCCUACACCUGAUGACCAAGGAAUGGCAGUUGGAACUUCCCAAGCUUCUUAUCUCUGUCCAUGGGGGCCUGCAGAACUUUGAACUCCAACCAAAACUCAAGCAAGUCUUUGGGAAAGGGCUCAUCAAAGCAGCCAUGACAACUGGAGCAUGGAUAUUCACUGGAGGGGUUAACACAGGUGUUAUUCGUCACGUUGGAGACGCUUUGAAGGAUCACGCGUCUAAGUCUAGGGGGAAGAUAUGCACCAUAGGUAUUGCCCCCUGGGGAAUUGUGGAAAACCAGGAGGACCUGAUUGGAAGAGACGUAGUCCGGCCGUACCAGACCAUGUCCAAUCCCAUGAGCAAGCUCACUGUUCUCAACAGCAUGCAUUCCCAUUUCAUUUUGGCUGACAACGGGACCACUGGAAAAUAUGGAGCAGAGGUGAAACUGCGGAGGCAACUGGAAAAGCAUAUUUCACUCCAGAAAAUAAACACAAGAUGCCUGCCGUUUUUCUCUCUUGACUCCCGCUUGUUUUAUUCAUUUUGGGGUAGUUGCCAAUUAGACCCAAUUGGAAUCGGUCAAGGCGUUCCAGUGGUGGCACUCAUUGUGGAAGGAGGACCCAAUGUGAUCUCAAUUGUUCUGGAGUACCUUCGAGACACCCCUCCUGUGCCGGUUGUUGUCUGUGAUGGGAGUGGACGGGCAUCUGACAUCCUGGCAUUUGGGCAUAAAUAUUCAGAAGAAGGCGGACUUAUCAAUGAAUCUUUGAGGGACCAGCUAUUGGUGACGAUCCAGAAGACUUUCACAUACACCCGAACCCAAGCUCAGCAUCUGUUCAUCAUUCUCAUGGAGUGCAUGAAGAAGAAAGAAUUGAUUACGGUAUUUCGGAUGGGAUCAGAAGGACACCAGGACAUUGAUUUAGCUAUCCUGACAGCUUUACUCAAAGGAGCCAAUGCCUCGGCCCCAGACCAACUGAGCUUAGCUUUAGCCUGGAACAGAGUCGACAUCGCUCGCAGCCAGAUCUUUAUUUAUGGGCAACAGUGGCCGGUGGGGUCUCUGGAGCAAGCCAUGCUGGAUGCCUUAGUUUUGGAUAGAGUGGAUUUUGUGAAAUUACUCAUAGAGAAUGGAGUAAGCAUGCACCGUUUUCUCACCAUCUCCAGACUAGAGGAAUUGUACAAUACGAGACACGGGCCCUCAAACACAUUGUACCACUUGGUCAGGGACGUCAAAAAGCGAGAAUAUCCAGGUUUCGGUUGGAUCUAUUUUAAGGGGAACCUGCCCCCGGACUACAGAAUUAGCCUGAUUGACAUCGGCCUGGUGAUUGAGUACCUGAUGGGCGGGGCUUAUCGCUGCAACUACACGCGCAAGCGCUUCCGGACCCUCUACCACAACCUGUUCGGCCCCAAGAGGCCCAAAGCUUUGAAACUGCUGGGAAUGGAGGACGAUAUUCCCUUGAGGCGAGGAAGAAAAACAACUAAGAAGCGUGAAGAAGAGGUGGACAUUGACCUGGACGACCCUGAGAUCAAUCACUUCCCCUUCCCUUUCCAUGAGCUGAUGGUCUGGGCUGUCCUCAUGAAGCGGCAGAAGAUGGCCCUAUUCUUCUGGCAACAUGGCGAGGAGGCCAUGGCCAAGGCUCUGGUGGCCUGUAAGCUCUGCAAAGCCAUGGCUCACGAGGCCUCUGAGAAUGACAUGGUCGACGACGUUUCCCAGGAGCUGAAUCACAACUCCAAGGACUUUGGCCAGCUGGCGGUGGAGCUCUUGGACCAGUCCUACAAACAGGACGAACAGCUGGCCAUGAAACUGCUGACUUACGAGUUGAAGAACUGGAGCAACGCCACAUGCCUGCAGCUCGCGGUGGCAGCCAAGCACCGCGACUUCAUCGCACACACAUGCAGCCAGAUGCUGCUCACGGACAUGUGGAUGGGCCGGCUGCGCAUGCGCAAGAACUCAGGCCUCAAGGUAAUUCUGGGAAUUCUACUUCCUCCUUCAAUUCUCAGCUUGGAGUUCAAGAACAAAGACGACAUGCCCUAUAUGACUCAGGCCCAGGAAAUCCAUCUCCAAGAGAAGGAGCCAGAAGAACCAGAGAAGCCCACAAAAGAAAAAGAGGAAGAGGACAUGGAGCUGACAGCAAUGUUGGGACGAAACAAUGGGGAGUCCUCUAGGAAGAAAGAUGAAGAGGAAGUUCAGAGCAGGCACCGGUUAAUCCCCCUGGGCAGAAAAAUCUACGAAUUCUACAAUGCACCCAUCGUGAAGUUCUGGUUCUACACUCUGGCGUACAUCGGAUACCUCAUGCUCUUCAACUACAUCGUGCUGGUGAAGAUGGAGCGCUGGCCCUCCACCCAGGAAUGGAUCGUCAUCUCCUAUAUUUUCACACUGGGAAUAGAAAAGAUGAGAGAGAUUCUGAUGUCAGAACCAGGGAAACUGCUGCAGAAGGUGAAGGUGUGGCUGCAGGAGUACUGGAACGUCACAGACCUCAUAGCUAUCCUGCUGUUCUCUGUGGGGAUGAUCCUCCGUCUCCAAGACCAGCCCUUCAGGAGCGACGGCAGGGUCAUCUACUGCGUGAACAUCAUUUAUUGGUACAUCCGCCUGCUAGACAUCUUCGGCGUGAACAAGUAUUUGGGCCCAUAUGUAAUGAUGAUUGGAAAAAUGAUGAUAGAUAUGAUGUACUUUGUCAUCAUCAUGCUGGUGGUGCUGAUGAGCUUUGGGGUCGCCAGGCAAGCCAUCCUUUUUCCCAACGAGGAGCCAUCAUGGAAACUGGCCAAGAACAUCUUCUAUAUGCCGUAUUGGAUGAUUUAUGGGGAGGUGUUUGCAGACCAGAUAGACCCUCCCUGUGGACAGAAUGAGACCCGAGAGGACGGUAAAAUAAUCCAGCUGCCCCCUUGCAAGACGGGUGCGUGGAUCGUGCCGGCCAUCAUGGCCUGCUACCUGCUGGUGGCAAACAUUCUGCUCGUCAACCUGCUCAUUGCCGUCUUCAACAAUACGUUUUUCGAGGUAAAAUCGAUAUCCAAUCAAGUCUGGAAGUUUCAGAGGUAUCAACUCAUCAUGACUUUCCAUGAAAGGCCAGUUCUGCCCCCACCACUCAUCAUCUUCAGCCACAUGACCAUGAUCUUCCAGCACCUGUGUUGCCGAUGGAGGAAACAUGAGAGCGACCCUGAUGAAAGGGACUAUGGCCUGAAACUCUUCAUAACUGAUGAUGAGCUUAAGAAAGUACACGAUUUUGAAGAGCAGUGCAUAGAAGAAUAUUUUAGAGAAAAGGAUGAUCGAUUCAACUCAUCCAAUGAUGAGAGGAUACGGGUGACCUCAGAAAGGGUAGAGAACAUGUCCAUGCGGCUAGAGGAAGUCAACGAGAGAGAGCACUCCAUGAAGGCUUCGCUCCAGACCGUGGACAUCCGGCUGGCACAGCUCGAGGACCUCAUUGGGCGCAUGGCCACGGCCCUGGAGCGCCUGACAGGUCUGGAGAGGGCAGAGUCCAACAAAAUCCGCUCGAGGACCUCAUCAGACUGCACGGAUGCAGCCUACAUCGUCCGCCAGAGCAGCUUCAACAGCCAAGAGGGGAAUACCUUCAAGCUCCAAGAAAGUAUAGACCCUGCAGGUGAGGAGACCAUGUCCCCAACUUCUCCAACCUUAAUGCCCCGUAUGCGAAGCCAUUCUUUCUAUUCUGUCAAUGUGAAAGACAAAGGUGGGAUAGAAAAGUUGGAAAGUAUUUUUAAAGAAAGGUCCCUGAGCCUACACAGGGCUACUAGUUCCCACUCUGUAGCGAAAGAACCCAAAACUCCUGCAGCCCCUGCAAACACCUUGGCCAUUGUUCCGGAUUCCAGAAGACCAUCGUCAUGUAUAGACAUCUAUGUCUCUGCCAUGGAUGAGCUCCACUGUGAUAUAGACCCUCUGGACAACUCCAUGAACAUCCUUGGGCUGGGUGAACCAAGCUUUUCAGCUACAGUACCUUCCUCAGCCCCUUCAAGUAGCGCUUAUGCAACUCUUGCACCCACGGACAGACCUCCUAGCAGGAGCAUUGAUUUUGAGGAUGUCACCACUAUGGACACUAGAUCUUUUUCUUCAGAUUAUACCCACCUCCCAGAAUGCCAAAACCCUUGGGACUCAGACCCUCCAACAUACCACACCAUUGAGCGUUCUAAAAGCAGCCGCUACCUAGCCACUACGCCCUUUCUUCUAGAAGAAGCCCCCAUUGUGAAAUCGCAUAGCUUUAUGUUUUCUCCUUCCAAGAGCUAUUAUGCCAGCUUUGGGGUGCCUAUGAAAACAGCAGAAUACACAAGUAUUACAGACUGUAUUGACACAAGGUGUGUGAAUGCCCCCCAAGCGAUUGCAGAUAGAGCCACUUUCCCUGGAGGUCUUGGAAAUAAAGCUGAGGACUUAUCUUGCUGCCAUCCUGAGCGAGAAGCAGAGCUGAGUCACCCCAGCUCUGACAGUGAGGAGAAUGAGGCCAGAGGCCGGAGAGCCACCAUCACAAUAUCCUCCCAGGAGGGCGAUAACUCAGACAGAACCCUGUCCAACAACAUCACGGUUCCCAAGAUAGAGCGCGCCAACAGCUACUCCGCAGAGGGGCCAAGCGCAGCAUCUGCACACACCAGGAAGAGCUUCUCCAUCAGUGACAAACUCGACAGGCAGCAGCGUAACACGGCAAGCCUGCGGAAUCCUUUCCAGAGGAGUAAGCCCUCCAAGCCGGAGGGCCGAGGGGACAGCCUGUCCAUGAGGAGACUGUCCAGAAUGUCAGCUUUCCAAAGCUUUGAAAGCAAGCACAACUAAACCUUCCACAUAUGUGUUGCAGGAGGCUCAAGAAUCCAGCCCUAAAACCCUCCCCGACCCCACGUUUUCUCCCCUUUCCUUUAAUCAUAUCUGCUUUAUUCCUAGCUGAGCAAAACAAGCAAUGCUUUGGGAGGUAUUAACUCAAAGGUGACUUCUGGGCCACAGAUCAAGAAAACAUUUGAUCUGACCCAGUGACAAAAACAGGGGAUUUAAGGCAUGUUCACACUGCUGGGUAGGGAGGGGGAAAGAAGGGGAGAAGAAGGGUUAGAGCUGAAUGAGUGUCACCAGUCUGUACAGGGAGCCAUGAGAGCUGGGGAACCAAGGGGCUUCAAGGACUCUCCAUGCCAGGAGGCAUCUUGAUUUCUGCCCGUUAUCCAGAGUCUUAGGAUGCAGGGCUGAAUUGCAAAAUAAAAUAAAAUGGCCAGCAUACAAAAUGAGAUAUUCUAAACUUCCAUUCUGUUUUCUUUUCACAUUGGCUCCAUCACUGGUGACUGAUGAAGAGCAUCCUUUUUAUUCAGUGUAAGGCGGCAGCAAGCAAUUCUACCUAACGUCCCACAUCCUUCUCAUGCCAACACUUCUGUAAUUGAUCAUUAUAAAGAAAAACAAGGUAACAGUCAUAGUUCACCUGUCUCUUAUCUAUUCACUUCUGGUGCCACAACUGUUUAUCUUUUUUGAAGAAAAUAAUAAGGGAACAGAAAUGCCUUUUUUUGUAUUGCAAUCAGAAUGAAAGAAGAGUUGAUGUUGAAAACGAAAGUCAAGUGAUUUAUUAUGAUACAGAGCAAAUAUAGUUGAGCAAGCUCAGGAUGAAUGUAAUUAAAUAAUUUUAUAUUUUUUAAUUUAUUUUGUAUCUCACCUGUCAUCAAUGGAUUCCCUCCCUGUAUAUGUAAUAUUGAACUUAAGAACAGUGAACAGAAUUAACCUAAAAUUGCCAUGUGGGAUAGCGUUAAAGGCUCACCAUUCAUAUCUAUGUUCUGCUGCUGUGUGACCUUCCUCAUUUGCAUGAGUCCCCCAUGUCCUCUGAACACCUCCAAGAUGUAAUGUAACUGCCAACUUUUCACACUACUCAUCACAAGACCAUUUUGUAUAUGAAGAUAUGGUUAUAUGUGGAUAUUUUCAUACCUAGAGUUUUGCCAUCUAAUCUGAGCUCAGCAUAAAUUUAAUUGGAGUUUUUCAAGGGCUGGUAUCUUUUCUAUGGAAAUGUUCCAAAGUACUUUUUAAGGAAGUUUCAAAGCUAUAAAUAACCUUAGAAUUGACUGGAAGUUUGGUAUCCGCCCAAAGCCAUCAGUUGCAGGCAAACCCUGAAUAUUUUUCUUAUAGAUAGAGCUAUUUAAAAAAGAUACAGUAAAACAAAAUAGAAAGCAAAUAAACCAUAUAAAGAGUUCUAUACUAUAUACUGCCUAUAUACAUAUAGACACAUUUACACAGAGGCACAGGUUUAUAUUAAUAUAUAAACAGACAUACAGAGCUUUCUAAAGAGGCCUGGACUUUUCUAUCACCUUGAAGUUUAACCAAGAUUUUGUAAUAUACAAGAAGUUCCAUUGAAAGAAUUCAUUAAACUAUUAGACCAAAUGUUGAAAUUACAAUGUUUUUUUAAAUUCCUAAGACCUUAGCUUUUCCUCAUACCAAAUUAGAGUUGUCAAAACAACUUGCCCUACCUGCCCUCUGCCCACUUUUGUCUGAAAUCCCUCACCAUCAGGACAUCUCAUUUAUUCUGGAUUUUCCUGCAAAUACUGCAUAAGGCUUUUACACCAAGUACAAAUCGGAAUAGACAUGGAAUCUUAAGCCAGUUAGUAUUGGAGACUCUAGAAGAUAGGUGCAGGUUUCUAGAUCAGAAUCUAGAUUUUAAAGCAGGGUAAAGAAAUCUUAACUCCAAACUAGAUUCUUAUUUGGAUCAUUGAAGAUGAAAAUAAAAUAGAGCCUUUAAGGAAAAUUACUUAAUGUUCCUGACCUAAGAUACUACUUGGUUCUUUUAUUUAUUUAUAAUUGAAAACACCAAGUUUUAUUUCGUUUUGUGAAAUCAAGUAAAUAUAUAGAUAAAACCUCUAGCCUUUAAAUACAAACACAAAAGCAAACAAAAGAAACCCUACUAAACAAGUUUUGAGGUAUAGAAAGAAUGAUGAGGUCACAUAUGUAAAGACUUAAAGAAUUCCUUUAGGUCAAUUGAUAACAAAUCCCUCAUUCAUAAUUGCUCUAGAAACAUUUAACAUUAUGUUAGACCCCAUAUUGGCUAUUAACCUUCUCAGCAAACAUGCAUUUGAUCUGAGAAUAAACCUUUUGUUCUUAAACUUCAUUGAUUAUGAACCCUUGUGAGGAUCUGAUGAAAACUCUGGGCCCUUUCCCCAAGGGAAAAAAAAAAAUGUACAUAUAUGUGAAAUAUGGGUUACCCUAAAAGGGUUCAUGAGCCCAUGGUUCCAUAUUGAUUGAUAAAGAGGAGAAGGAAUCAUGUUUGUUUAUAAUCAGUAUGGUUGUAAGAGGCACUUUACAUUGUGAGACCAUUUCUCUGUGAUUCUCAGGAAGGCCUAGGCUCAGCAUCAGAGUUAGAACCAAGAUUCCAUCAUUUUCAUUCUAGACGUUGCUAGUUUGAUGUACUUACAUCCUAACGUUUUGAUGAUUUUAAGUAGCAAGCACACUCACAAAGCCGGAGGCUCUCUGAGAGAGUCUAGAGAGGAAUCCAAGAAGGAGGUGAAACCAUUAUUCCUUGACAUCAUACACCUCCAGGGCCUCAUUCUGGACCACAGUGGAAGUGAGGAAAGAAAUUACAAGCAAGAAUGUUUCUAUUCGUCGUGAUUUCGGAGGGAAAGGAACAGGACCUGGGAAACUAAAUACUUAACAGUCCUGAUCUUGUGAUUACCUGGUUCUUUUGUGGUGCAUGACAAUUCAGUUCUGACAUCUUUUGUGAUGUGUGUGAAAUAUAUAAGUUAAAUUUGAAUGACUUUAGACACCAAACGUGUAACUUCCAUGAGCCAUUUCUUUCCCGUGUACAUACAUGUGUGUUAUUUUUCAACCCAUUUCUGUCCAUUUCCGGGCUCUCUGCGCAUUGAUGUGGCAUUGAUUCUGUGGCCUUGUUCAGUCAGCUUAUGCCUAGCCCAUUGAUCCCACCACAUCCCUGACGGAGGGGAUGUUAAUUACCUGUCUCUGUGAAUUAAGCAGCUCGUGAUCUGCAAGUUAUUGAGGACCAUAAAUAAAGUCAUAGAGAGCUCAAGGAACUAAUAACUUUGGUUUAAUCAUCUGCUUCCAAGGUGCCAUUUUUAUAUACUACUAUAUGUAAUGAUUUGUUCUAAAUUGCUUUUUCCUUUUGAAAAAAAAAUUAAGAAUGUUUUAUGAAAAUAACCAUGGAGCUCUCCUGAUUAACUAACACACUUUAUAUUUAUAGUUUCCCUCCUUGCUAGAUUUGAAUGAGGAGCUGGAAAGCUUGUGUAUAAUUGCCAUGGCUAGUUGGUGUAUCUCUGCCAGCCAAAAGGUAUAUUAGCAGUCAGAAUGCAGCACUUUAUAGAACUGGAUUUUUUCUAAGCUUCCAGGUCUAGUAUAUUAUUUAGCACUUUGAAAGUUUCCCCUUUAAAAAUAUAUAUAUAAGAAUAACCAGAUGGGAAAAAUGUACUCGUAAAAACACAAAAUGUGUUUCUUCUGAAUGUUUCAAGUAUAUUCUAAAAUAUUGUUUCUAUAGGUAAUAUUUUGGUAGAUAACUGGAUAGUACUUUUUGUUUGUUUUUAUUUUUAUUUUUACUUUCUGAGGCUGUGCAGUCUAACCUUCCUCAAUGUUUGGGAUGUUUAAUUUCUUUAAAGAUAAUAAAUAUUAUCCAGUCAUCCAUCAUGCUUUAUCUAUAGGCUAUACCAUUCCAUAUGUUGGGCAAUGCUGUAUUAUAGAACACAUGUAAACUUAUAUGUAACCUGUGUUUAACCCAGCAUAGUUGUAGCAUGUGGUUGUAUUAAUGAACGUUACAGGACAGCUUUAUAAUCAUUUACAAAUCUGUAACAUUCAAUAAAGAAGCACAUGUUGCAAGGAUUAUGUUCCCAAUUCCGUGUUAUUUAGCAUCCUUGUGAAAUGGGCAUUUUUGUUCCUGAUUUGCGUUAUGCUUUUCACAUUUCUGUAGGCCACUGUAAAAUAUUUGCAUAAGCUGAUGUAUAUCCCCCCAGUGAGUCCUGCGAGCUGUGGUUGGCAAGUUGUAAUUUUUUGAAAGAUGAAACUGGCAUGUUGUGCAAAUGACUAUAUGACAAAAGAACUUAAAAUAAUACUCCAGUUGAAUUAGCUGUUUGUUUACAUCUGCAGACCCAACGUGGAAGCAGUGUACAGUGUUUUAUAAAUAUGUUCAUUUAGUAACACUCUGUCGUUUCUAGAUAAAGUGUAGGUGGUUCUAUACUUGGCCUAGAUAUUGUAUUAUAACUCACUAUCCUUUAACAAUAGCAAUGUGACUUAAAUGAAGUAAUCCCUCUCCAAACCCAGUCUUAAUUUUGUGUCAACAAAAUGCAUGCACUGCUUUCUGCAUUUCUUUUGACUUUUCUAAGGCACUUAAUAUUUUACUAUUGCCUGCUGUGAUGCUUAAGCCAGUUAGGAACUCACUGAAAUGGUUGGGCUUCUGACACUGGGGGUUAUGUUUAAUUUUUAAGAAUUAAAAACCAAAAAAAAAAAAAAAAAACCAAGGAUUUUUUAAAUCUUUUUUGAAGCUCUAAACAAACAAUAUGAAAUAAAGUAUUAACUGAAGGCUGUGGGACCCAGAGAAGCAAAGCCAACACCACUUGGGUUUACCAGGAUCUAGGUGUUGUGCCUCUGUGAUAUAAGCAAGUCAUGUUUCUGAUUAUUUAGGGCUACUGGGUGCAAAUUGCUAAACCAGGGAUGAGAGUAAGAAGUCCAUUCAUAGAAUGCACAUGUCAUUGUAAAUGAGUGGCCCGAUGGUACCACGUGAGACCUCCCUCCUUGUCUGUGGCUUUCUCUGCUUGAGGGUGAGCCUGGCCUGAGGGUGGAAGGCUUGAGACUGAGUGUCUAAGCAAGCAUGGGGUGACUCUAAAGAGUUUACCUUUUAAAGAAAUCACCAUUUCACUACUAAAAGCCAUUCAACAUCUGGGAAAGAGAAGAGCCAGUUUGCACAGUCUUGUAAAUAACUGCUCCUAAAAUGAAGAGAGAAAACUUUUCUCUCAGCCUGCACUAACCUAAGCUUUCUCUUCUUUGUACAAGUCAAACAUUCUGUCUGUCUCUCGAAUUAGAGUCAACCAAAGAAAGAGUUGGUUCUGAUUUGAGGAAAAUAAGAUUUUUCUUUUUUUUUCUCUAACCUGUUUCAGAAGGUGGUUGUGUUACCUUUUCUCUGAUGAUUUCCUUACCCUUAGCACUGAUAAUCAAAGCAAGAUGUGACCAUGUCUACAUGUCAUCUAAGAGAGAAUUUCAGUGACCAGAUAACCCAGGUGGCAGUAACAGUGAGGUAAAUUUUCUCUUCCCCAAUUUACCUAGUCUACCAGCCACCUUAAGCCUGCAGGCCAUUGUACAUGUGCACAAUGUUGUGUGCUGGAAAGUGAAAAGACACAUGUAUGGCUAGACUUCCAUGGGCUUCCUACAGUACCAACGCCAACCGUGACACAGGCCUUCCUCUGAGGAGGCAGGCUGCCAAGACUGGUAGGACACAGGGAAAUUCAGCCUCAUGCCUGGCUGUGUGGGGGUGUGGCUUUCUUCAUUCCCUCUACUUUCUUCUUUUCUCUUGGUCCAAUAGUAGCUGCUUUUUUGCCAGCGCAACAGACUCUUACUCCCAUUAAUUACCCAAUACCUGGUGGACCCUCCACAAUCAGCCGAAAUAUGAACCACUUGGAAACAGCCAAAUACUCAGACUUUAUCCCAGGGCUAAUCUUCUUUCCUAGCCUCCUCUUGACUCCACCCCUUGCUCCUAACUUGGCUGGUAUUUACAUCUGUCUUAUCCAACUCUUUGUCCAUCUCUGUUGCAUAAGAGUCCUUCCCAUCUUCCCACACAUGAUCAGAACCAGCCACCUGCAUCUAGAUUGAGGAGUUGAAACUCAAAUUCAUCGAGGGGCUGGACCCAGAACACCAAUGUGUGAAUUGGACCAGGGAAGGUCAACAGAAGUAGGCUGUACAGGGCGUGAGAGAAUGCACGUCCCACCACAGAGACUUUCAAAUUCACAUUCCCAAACACUGUGCUAGCCAAACAAAUAUGUCUGCCAGCAGCAUUCAGUCCCAAAGGCAAGAGUUUGGGACUUCUGAUUUUGAGCCAACCAGGAUCAGAUUCUCAAUUGUGACUUAGUGUACACAUGAAAUACACUGAGAGCAGAGGGGGAGGAAAGAAACUCACCCUAUUCGAGGUUACUCUUGUUCUCCUGAGUGAUAUCUGCAUGUAUAUUUGUAGCCACAUCAUUCUAGCCUGAAAUGCAGGAUCUUUGUGAGGGAGAUUCAGAAGAGUACCACAGCAUGAUGUGAAGACUUACCUGCUUCCUGUCACUACGAUAUCUGACCUGAGUUUCUGUUGCUGCUACGGCUGUGUGAAACAGUAUCUGCAGUAUACUGUACUUGCACCCUUUUCAUAAUGUAGGACUUAGACUCUCACUUGUAAACCUUCCAACCAUAGUUUAUAAUGGGAGAAAGUAUUCACAUAGCAUUUUUACAUGAAUUCCUACAAUGAUUUUGAAAUUGGGUUUGCUAACUCUAUAUACAUCUUUUCCUUCUUCGUGUAUGGACAGACAGUGGUUUGCAUAUCUAUUAACACUAUAAAUAUAUAUAUAAAUCCUUAGAAGAAUUGUUCUUUUUUAAAGGUCUAUUAUUGGAUUCACAAUGCACUUUGAGCUUGUUUGUUUAGAUAUAUAAUUCAAAGCAGAAGUUGGCAGAUACCAUGGGAAAACUUUCUGAAAUUUCUGUAACAAAUGUUUUGCAAUAAAAAAAAAAAACUCAGUAGAUUAAAACA
Molecule: messenger RNA, 12397 nt
Organism: Nycticebus coucang (slow loris)
Lineage: Eukaryota; Metazoa; Chordata; Mammalia; Primates; Lorisidae
Gene: TRPM3
Product: transient receptor potential cation channel subfamily M member 3
Exons: 27
Coding region: 268-5505 (1745 amino acids)
Biological process (GO): protein tetramerization; monoatomic cation transmembrane transport
Cellular component (GO): membrane
Molecular function (GO): monoatomic cation channel activity
Source: RefSeq, a predicted model, not a curated record